AUGAAGAUGGAUAUCACUAUAUCACAAGAACUGAAUGAAAAUCUAUCUAUCUAUCUAUCUAUCUAUCUAUCUAUCUAUCUAUCUAUCUAUCUAUCUAAGCUAACACACACAGACAUCUAUCUACCUAUCUAUCAUGGAUCACCUCGAUUCUGCUAUUUAUCUACGUCUGUUCAUAUCUGUUUGAGUAUCUAUCUAUCUAUCUAUCUAUCUAUCUAUCUAUCUAUCUAUCUAAAGAGUGCGAUGGCAUCCGACUUUUUCUUUCGUCUUCUUCGUUAUCUUUUUCCCUCCUUUCCUCCUCCCCCUCCUCCUCCUUCUUCUUUUUUUAUCAUCUCUAUUUUUCAUUCUCCUUCUUCUUACUUUUUCUUCUUUUACUUUUUACCUCCCUUAUACUUUUUCUUUUUUCCCCUUUCUUUCUGUAUAUUAUCAUGCCUAUUUUUCUUCCUUUCUUUCUUUCUUUCUUUCUUUCUUUCUUUCUUUCUUUCUUUCUUUCUUCUUCUUCUUCGUUAUUUUACCCAUCCUUUUCUUCUUUUUCUUUUAAUUCUUCACUUUCAUUAUCCUUGUACUUUUUCUUCUUCUUUUUCUUCUUCUUCGUUUACAUUUUUCCAUUUUCUUCUUGUUGUUUUACUUCUUCACGUACAUUAUCAUUUACUCUUUUCUUUUUACUUCUUCUUUACUAUCAACUCUCUUUUUCUUUCUUUCUUUCUUUCUUUCUUUUUCUUCUUCUUCGGUAUCUUUAGUUUACCAUUCUUUUCUUCUUCUUUUUACUUAUUCACCACCAUUAUCGUUUUCUUUUUUCCUUCUUCUUCUCCUUUAUUAUCAUCUUUGGUUUUCUUUCUUCUUCUUCUUCUUCUUUUCUUCUUCUUCUUUAUCAUCCUUCUUUUCCUUUCUUCUUCUUCUUCGUUAUCAAUUCUUCAUUUCCUCUUUCUUCUUUCUUCUUUUUCAUUUCUUCCUCCACUUCAACGCUUUUUUUUAUUCAUAAUUUCAAAACUAUCUAUCUAUCUAUCUAAAAUAUCUAUCUAUCUAUCUAUCUUUUUUCAUAUCUAUCUAUCUAUCUAUUGA
Messenger RNA from Acanthosepion pharaonis, 1059 nucleotides. The record is from the annotation of a GenBank genome assembly. NCBI's taxonomy places the organism in Eukaryota, Metazoa, Mollusca, Cephalopoda, Sepiida, Sepiidae.